Molecule: messenger RNA, 723 nt
Organism: Arachis stenosperma
Lineage: Eukaryota; Viridiplantae; Streptophyta; Magnoliopsida; Fabales; Fabaceae
Exons: 1
Coding region: 1-723 (240 amino acids)
Source: RefSeq, a predicted model, not a curated record
AUGCAAAAUCAGGAUGCAGCCAUCAAGAAGAUUGAGACACAGAUUAGCUACCUAUUCAAGCAAGUUCCUAACCACAGCCUUUGUAACAACACUAAUGCAAAUCCAAAGGAGAAAUGUAAGGCCAUCACACUCAGGAGUGGAAGGGAAUUGAAGGAGACAUUAAAGGAAACACAAGAGAGAAAAAUGGAUGAACACAAAGAAAGACAAAAGGAAGCACGAGCUCCUGCUCCCAACUCACAUCAAGAAGAAGAAGUAUUGAAGCCAUAUAUUCCAAAAGCUCCAUACUCUCAACGAUUGAAAAAGAAUGGAAACGACAGCCAAUUCUCACGAUUCUUGGAAGUUUUUAAGAGACUACAGAUUAAUAUACCCUUUGCUGAGGCAAUAGAGCAGACGCUACUCUAUGCUAAGUUCUUGAAGGAAUUGAUGACCAAGAAGAGAAGUUGGAAGAAUGAUGAGACUGUUGUACUGACUGAGGAAUGUAGUGCUAUCAUUCAACACAAGCUACCCUUAAAAUUGAAGGACCUGGGGAGCUUCCAAAUCCCUUGUAUCAUAAGGGAAAUCACAGUGGAAAAAACUUUAUGUGAUUUGGAAGCCAGCAUAAAUCUAAUGUCCUUAGCAAUGAUGAGAAGAAUGAGGAUCGAGGAGGCUAAACCAACAAGAAUGGCCCUUCAAUUGGCAGAUGAUCAUUCAAGUUUCCCCAUGGAGUACUGGAAGACUUGUUAG